GGAUAAUUUGAUGAGCUCAGCAGAAUAUUAAAACUCUGAGACUCGACUCUGACUCAAGAGAAUAACUUUGUACUUUGUAUUUAAAAGUAUGGCUUACAGACAAACAAGGACUCCUUCUAGCAGCUUAGAUGAGGAUAGUGACAGUGAUGGCGCUGGAUAUGUGAGCUGUGAUGAUACCUUACCCAGUGUACAUCCAAUUGAGGAGCCACAGAAUAAACCACUGCUCCCUGGCCCCAGCAUUGAUGUGAGGGAUCCAGUCCAGCCUCCAGGAAAUGAGCUACAGUCGUUUCAACAACAAGAAAAGCUUGUAUCACAACUAUCUGCAGAAAAUGAAGACUUACGACGAACAAUAAAACAUCAACAGGCUGAAUAUGAAACAAAGCUAGAAGAAUUACGACUAGGAGCAAAAUCUGAGACUGAAGUUGAAAUGAAAGAACGGCUAAGGGCUGAAGUUAAAAAAGAAACGCAAGAAGGGAUGAAACGAUCAAGGGAUGACUCUAGCAAACUCCGUACACAAUUAAACCAGAAUUUAUCGGAAAUGGAGCAACUAAAAGAGAGGCUCUUACAACUAGAAACGGUUGAAAAAGAGAACAAGAAGCUGAAAUCAAAGGUGGUCACUAAAAGUGGCAAGGCGGUAACUCGUCUGGAGGAAGAACUUCAGGCAAAAGCCUUGCUUGGAGAGAGAAAUGAACAACUGGAACGGAUGCUUCAAGGCACUCAGCAAAAGCUAGAGCAAAUAAUUGAGGAAAGGGAACGCCUAGCUAAUACACUUAAGGCAAAGGAUCAUCUUGAAGAAGGUAUGCAACAACUUUCAACCGAUCUCUCCGACAAGACAGACGAGCUAGCAAAAAAUCUUUGUAAGCUGGUUGAUCGACAGAAAGAAUGCAACAAACUGGCGACUAUUUGUGAUACAUUGGAAAAAGAGAAAAAUGAUAUGCAGGCUAGGCUUGAUGUCACUUAUAAAGAACUGAGGGAGAAAGAGGAUGAUUUAGUGAUCGCCGAAGUGAUGCAUACUGAAAUAAGUACAAGAAUGCAUAAACUUGAAGAUCAUCAAAUAGUACUUAAAGCUAAACAUGCCACACAACUACAUGAGCUGCAAGACCAGCACAAAGAGCGCGAAGCACAAUAUGAAGAAUCAGUUGGUGUGGUGGAGAGUGAAAGAAAUGAUCUCAGAACCAAAGUUAUGCAUUUGGAAAUGAAGGAUAUUCAACUCACCACUGAAAACCAAGACCUUACAAAGGAUUUGGACUGCACCAAACAAGAAUGUGCAAUGCUUACCGAACAAGUCACCAACUUAACUUCACAGGUGUCUGCAAUGUCACAGCAUGUAAAUGUUGCAGUUGAAGAGAAACGACAGGUUGCAGGGAGCUUUACGACAAGGCUUGAAAAGGCAGAAGAAGAGAGAGACAAGUUGCGUUCGCUGUUGGAGGCAAGGAUGAGGAGCACAGCAGAAAGUAACCGUGAAAAAGCCGACCUUAGAGCCCAGCUUCUUGAUUUGAGGGAUAGAUUUGACUCUGAAACCAAACGCCUCAGAGAAGAUCUGAACGAAGCUAACAGUGAAAGAAUGCGAUAUCAGAUGGAGCUCAACUCUCUAUCAUUACCGUCUGAUGGGUCUCGAGGGCUUCCGUAUGCUAAUGAAGUAGGACAGCCAUACCAAGCAAGACAACCUCCACACAACGACUAUGCACCUGAGAACCAUUUUGGCCAGCACUAGAAUUUUUCUUCUACACUUUCUAUUAAUUUUGUCGCUGAUUUUUGUUUUUAACAUUGUAAUUAUUUUGUACAUUAUACACUUAAUUGUACUUCAAUAUAGGAUUAUACCUCCUUUCUAUGUA
This is a messenger RNA of Halichondria panicea, 1835 nucleotides long. Its product is annotated as interaptin-like. The record is from RefSeq and is a predicted model, not a curated record. Bases 89 to 1714 code for a protein of 541 amino acids. NCBI's taxonomy places the organism in Eukaryota, Metazoa, Porifera, Demospongiae, Suberitida, Halichondriidae. The transcript has 12 exons.